AUGCUGCCAUUAAUCUACUUUCCUUCGGACGACUGGGAUGCAGAUCCUUUUGGGCUGAGACCAAUGAAAAUCCCAGAUGCCCCUCUUGAGGAGGAGACCUACAUGCCCGAGGUGCCUGCUAUGGCUCCCAAGUACCUCAAGAGAUCCAGCUCUUCAUCUUCUAUCACAGAAAUUCCUACUCCCCCUGAGGAGGUGUGGCCUGAUCCAGAGGCCCCAACCUAUGUGCCCCGGCCUACUCAAAAUGUUAAAGAGGUUUGGCCGGACCAGCAGGCACCUACAAUUUCCCCAGUGGCGCAAGCUGCUGCACUGAGCGUAGUGGUCACUGUCAGUCCGACCAUUGCUCAGUCAAGGUUGAUAGGAAGAGAAGAAAGUCACCAGAUUGGCCCCAAUCCUCCAGCCAUGGACAUCAGACUGGUGGUGUUCAGUAUUCUACUUGUGGCAGUGACCGGACAUCCACACCGGAGACGCUGCCCAAUGUCCAGAUAUAAAUCAGUAUCUUCCACUGACAUCACGGGGAUCAGACAACUGCAGAAUGAACAUGAGAAGAACAUGUCCACCAGUGCCAUCAAAUGCUACAGAAGAAUGAUGAGACACAAGCCGUCUGUAUGUGACCUAAAGCCCAGUGACCGUCUGAUUCUGACCUUGGAGCGAGUUACAGUAACUACAGAAGUUCUGGCAAAUCUUUCCACGUCUGCUGUGCCGGACCCUGUAUCACAGUCAUACAUGAUGUUCCUCAGAAUCAGAGAUGAUCUUCUGAUCUGUAGAGAAUUAUCAGGACACAGUAAAACCCCAUCUGAGGGGCUGAAGCCAUGGCUGCACCAUCUCCAGCACUUUGUGGAAGAGGCCUCUGCACAAUGUCUCCAGGACGCUGUGUUACUCGGUCUUAUCCAGUUACUGGUGGAAGAUGUCGGGUGUUGGGCUCAUGGGAAGUAACUACAGAGAAACGUCUAAAGAAAUACACAAGUCUACAGGAAGCAGUUAAUGGUGGAGAACAUCAGUA
Hyla sarda is the source of this 1000-nucleotide messenger RNA. RefSeq lists its product as uncharacterized. Gene Ontology annotation, molecular function: cytokine activity. The record is from RefSeq and is a predicted model, not a curated record. The transcript has 6 exons. Bases 1 to 933 code for a protein of 310 amino acids. Gene Ontology annotation, biological process: cell surface receptor signaling pathway via JAK-STAT; positive regulation of immune response; defense response to virus. NCBI's taxonomy places the organism in Eukaryota, Metazoa, Chordata, Amphibia, Anura, Hylidae.